This is a messenger RNA of Aspergillus steynii IBT 23096, 1908 nucleotides long. RefSeq names its product putative stress response transcription factor SrrA/Skn7 (gene skn7). The transcript has 7 exons. NCBI's taxonomy places the organism in Eukaryota, Fungi, Ascomycota, Eurotiomycetes, Eurotiales, Aspergillaceae. Bases 1 to 1908 code for a protein of 635 amino acids. The record is from RefSeq and is a predicted model, not a curated record. Gene Ontology annotation, molecular function: DNA-binding transcription factor activity; phosphorelay response regulator activity; sequence-specific DNA binding. Gene Ontology annotation, biological process: phosphorelay signal transduction system; regulation of DNA-templated transcription.
AUGGACGGUGGCCAGACCUCGACCAACACCGCCCCGGCGGGCAACUCCAGCGAUUUUGUGCGAAAGCUUUACAAAAUGCUGGAAGACCCCUCAUACGCCGAAAUCGUGCGUUGGGGCGAUGAGGGGGAUAGUUUUGUGGUCUUGGAGUGCGAGAAAUUCACCAAGACCAUCCUGCCCAAACACUUCAAACACAGCAACUUCGCCAGUUUCGUACGACAGUUGAACAAAUACGAUUUCCACAAAGUGAGACAGAAUAACGAGGAGAACGGACAGUCGCCGUACGGGCAGAAUGCGUGGGAGUUUAAGCACCCCGAGUUUCGGGCAAACAGCAAGGAAUCGCUCGAUAACAUUCGACGGAAGGCGCCAGCCCCUCGCAAGCAGGCCCAAAGCAACGAUGACUCGGUUCCGACGCAGCAGAUCGAUCUCCUGAACCAACAGAUCGUGGCGCAACAACAACAAAUCCAACACCUUUCCGAUCGCUAUGCGCAGUUGACGGUGGAUCACCAGCUAAUGCUGCAGGAGUUGAUGAGGGUGCAGAAGACGGUCCUGAACCACGAACAUGUGAUCCACCAGGUUAUGACUUACCUCCUCUCGGUGGAUGCUCGUCAAAGGCGCGACAGCAAAGCGUCCGCGCCCUUCCCGGCCCAGGGCCAGAGCGGCUCGACUAUGAGCCCUUCCCAGGUGGCGUCGAUGGACGAUGAGCCCUCGUCCCCCUUGCAGCAUGCCUCGAAACUUCUCAACGAUAUGAAUGCCGAAAUCCAAUUCAAUCUCACCGGUCUCGAAUCCGCCGGCGAGCCGCCUAAAACCGUUCCCGUCGUGUCCACCCCUUCGCUCGAAGCGGCCCCGCGAAACGGCGUGGUGCGUCCGCCCACCGCGGCGGGUGCAAACCCUGCCCUGGUGUAUCCCAAGAUGAACGGCGAGAUCGAGCCCGUGGUCUAUCCUGUCGGCGCAACGAAUGGAAUCGAUCCCAUGUAUAGCGACCAUGUCAACAACGUCCCCUACCCAAUGCCUCCCAAGCAAGAGAUCGACGAGAGCCGACGGCAGUUCCCUGACAACCGGAAAAAGAGCACGAAUGUCGACCCUGGCUGGAUGCGCAACCCCCAGAUCUUGCUUGUGGAGGACGAUGCGACGUGCCGCCAGAUCGGUGGGAAAUUCCUUUACUCGUUCUCGUGUGUUAUUGAUACUGCGUUUGACGGACUCGAGGCUGUAAACAAGAUUCAGGACGGCUCCAAAUACGAUCUGAUUCUGAUGGAUAUCAUCAUGCCAAACUUGGACGGUGUUUCUGCCUGUCAUCUGAUCCGCCAAUUCGAUCGAACUCCCAUUAUCGCCAUGACCUCCAACAUCCGAAGUGAUGACAUUCAAUUAUAUUUCCAGCACGGAAUGGACGACGUACUUCCCAAACCGUUCACACGAAAGAGCCUUCUCGACAUGCUAGAGAAGCACCUGGUUCACUUGAAGACCAUGCCGCCGGGCAUAGAGGCCCAGCAGGCCGCACCGGCAGCAGUCACAAUGGCCGCUCAAAGCUCGGCAGGUCAAUCGGUCAAGGAGGACAGCUCCCCGGGCCAGUCUCCCGCAGCGUCGAUGAGCAACUGGCAGUCUCCCGGCCAGUUUCAGGGCAUGCCCGCGGUCCAUCCAAAUCUUCAGCAGGUUCCUAGUCAAUACGUUCCUGCCACCCCGGCCCCUGCUGCGUACGCCGUGGACCAAAACGGAGUUCAAUAUCCCACCGCCGCUCCCGUCGCAAUCCCUGCGGCGGCCGCCGCCGCCGCAGCAGCACGCCCUCAACCGCGACGACCAGUCUCGGACAUGUCCAGCGCCGCCGAAAGCCCCAAUAUGGCUAAACGUCCGCGUGUCUAUGCGCACCCACCCCAGCCGAUGGUCAAUCCCGUGCAGGCGACGCGGACUGGCUAA